Dentiscutata erythropus is the source of this 210-nucleotide messenger RNA. Lineage: Eukaryota; Fungi; Glomeromycota; Glomeromycetes; Diversisporales; Gigasporaceae. The record is from the annotation of a GenBank genome assembly.
AUGGAUAUCAAACUCUUAAAUAUUCGUCAAGUUGCACCACCACGGAACGAAGUAAGUGCAAGCGAAUCAGGUGCAACAGGUGAACCGGACGUGACAGGUGAAAAAGGUGUAACAGGUGAAAAAGGCGUAGCAGUUGAAAAAGAAGGUGUAGAAGGUGUAAAAGGUGUUAAAAGAUUUUCAACCAUCAAAAGUUUCGAGAGAGAACGAUAA